This is a messenger RNA of Stegastes partitus (bicolor damselfish), 1611 nucleotides long. RefSeq names its product meiosis specific with OB-fold (gene meiob). Lineage: Eukaryota; Metazoa; Chordata; Actinopteri; Pomacentridae. Bases 1 to 1386 code for a protein of 461 amino acids. Gene Ontology annotation, molecular function: single-stranded DNA binding; single-stranded DNA 3'-5' DNA exonuclease activity. The transcript is spliced from 13 exons. Gene Ontology annotation, biological process: resolution of meiotic recombination intermediates. The record is from RefSeq and is a predicted model, not a curated record.
AUGGCUGCCUAUGUUAACAUCUCUGAGCUGCAUCCCAACAUCUCUCAUCCGAAAGUGGUUGGCAUCGUUAUUGGAAAAACUGAUGUCAAAAGCUUCCCUGACAGAAAAAAUUCAAGUACUGACAGAUUCACUUGUGGCUUCACCAUCAAGGACUCACCUGACUUCUUCAUCAAUGUCUCAGCCUGGGGAAACGACACAUAUAUCAAUGGGCUCUCCAACAGCUUCAGCAUUGGAGACUGUGUCACAAUUGAAAAUCCUUUAGUUGCCACCAAAGACUUGGAGAAAGGAGACCGAUUCAGCCCUACGACACCAAGCCACUACAGGCUGCUGGUGACGGAGGCUCAUUCCCUGGUGAGUCCGUGUGCUGACACGGAGACUGUUGAGCUGCUGCUGCCAUUGAUUCACCUGCCUCCCAAAGACUCCAGCGAUUUCUACUCUCUGGUAGACAUAGUGGCCAACGGACAAAAGCUGGACGGCUCCGUGAUAAAUGUACUGGCUGCAGUGAAGCUGAUUGGAGUGACGAAGCAGUUCACCACUUCAGACGGACGCAAAGGGCAGCGGCUGGAAGUGAAGCUCUUUGAUGACUCAGUCUCCUCCUUCCCCCUCGUCUGCUGGGACAGAGAGGCCAUUCAGCUCAUGCAGACUUUGAUACCCAAGAAGACGGUCCUCUUCAUAGCCGAUGCCAAGAUUAGCUUUGACAGCUUUCGCAGCGGCAUGGUGGCAACUGUUACCUCAAGAAGCAUAAUCACUGUCAAUCCCGACAUGAAAGAGGCCAGUUUGCUGUUCAGCUAUGCCAAACAAUUGUUAGAAUCUGGAGCUCUGGAUCAAGAUGAGACUCCAGAGGACAUGCCUGUGGAAUCCAUCACUGACGUGUACACAGUGAGACAGCUGAAGCAGAAGGUCCAGGAGAGUCCUGAAGCUUUAUUUGGCAUCACGUACAGCUUCAUCUCCAAGCUUGACCUCGACUCCUCAGUUUCAAAAGUCAUCCGGACGCGAUGCUCCAGGUGUAGGUUCCUGGCAUCUGAGGACAUGCUGAGCUGCACCAACCAGCUGUGUCCGGGGAGGGAUCAAGCUUUUUCAGCCACCACAGGCUUCGACCUAAUGGUGGACGUAUCGGACCACACCGACACCCUGCACGCCUGCAUCCUCAGCAGCCCAGUGGCAGAGAAGACGCUUGGCUGCACAACAGAGGAGUUCACCAGUUUGACAGAAGACGAGCGGACUGCAAUGAAGAUGAAAUUUCUUUUGGAGAGGUGCAAAAUAUAUGUGAAGGUCUUCUCUUCUACGAAGCUAAAGACGGGGGUCCGGGGGACCAUUCUGUCCUGCUCACUGGCAGAUCCAGGGGAGGUUAAACAGCACAUGUCUGCUCUGCUGCAGCAGCACUGACAGAACAGGAGAGUGCAUGUGUUCAGUUGUCUGCUUUACCUGCUGUUUGCUACAAAGUGUUCAGACUGAGAUAUCUGUAGACGUUUAAACAUGUGGGCAGUUUCAUAGUCAGAAAAAUGGUCUGUUUGGUCCACAUUAUUUAUUUAACUUAUUUAUCUAAAUGUAUUUAUUGAAAAACAUGCUGUUGGCUGGUUUAAUGUUUAAGCUGUGUUAAAUAAAUUGUUC